This is a messenger RNA of Neurospora tetraspora, 1599 nucleotides long. RefSeq names its product nucleotide-diphospho-sugar transferase. Gene Ontology annotation, biological process: protein N-linked glycosylation. The record is from RefSeq and is a predicted model, not a curated record. The transcript has a single exon. NCBI's taxonomy places the organism in Eukaryota, Fungi, Ascomycota, Sordariomycetes, Sordariales, Sordariaceae. Gene Ontology annotation, molecular function: alpha-1,6-mannosyltransferase activity. Gene Ontology annotation, cellular component: mannan polymerase complex. Bases 1 to 1599 code for a protein of 532 amino acids.
AUGUCCCCCUUGUCGCCCAGUCUGGGCGGUAUACCUGUCAAGUGGAGGAAGAUGUCCGAGACGGGGACGGGGGCCUUUAGGAACCGGAUCCCAACACAGCUUCGGCGGUCCCUCCCCCUCUACGCCGUCAUCGUCGUCCUCUUCUUCUUCAUGCUCAACGCCCACGUCUUCACAUUAUCCCCAUCCGCCAGCAGCAUAAUAAGCCACCAAACCACACAGAAAGCCCUCAACGGGCAACAAGCCGACGUCCAUGGCUUCCCCAAGAAGAUCUGGCAAUCCUGGAAGGUCGACCCCUACAACAUGGCCACGCGCGACCUCGACACCGCCAAGACCUGGACCACCAAAAACCCAGGCUACCGCUACGAGGUUUUGACGGAUAACAACGACAUGGUCUACGUGGAAGAGCAAUACGGUCCCCAGGGGAUCAACCGCCCGGACAUCAUCGACUUCUACCGCGCCGUCAACAUCUCCAUCAUCAAAGCCGACUUGCUCCGGUACCUCAUCAUGUACGCCGAAGGCGGCGUCUACGCCGACAUCGACGUCGAGGAUCUCCGGCCCAUCAAGCGUUUCGUGCCCGAACGCUACUGGGACUCGCUCUCCGAAAUCGACAUGGUAGUCGGCAUCGAGAUCGACCAGCCCGAAUUCAAAGACCACCCAAUCUUGGGCAGCAAAUGCAUGUCCUUCUGCCAAUGGACAUUCACGUGCAAGCCUCGUUUGCCCGUAAUGCUGAACCUAGUCGAAAACAUCAUGACCUGGCUCAACUCCCUCGCUGCAAAACAACAAGUCCACCUCUCGGAACUCCAACUCGACUUUGACGAAGUCAUCUCCGGCACCGGGCCGUCGGCAUUCACCAUCGCUUUGCUGAAAGAAAUGAACCGCAUCUCUCCUCAAGGCCAAAAGGAAAUAACCUGGGACAAUUUCCACGCCAUGGACGAAUCCAAAGUCGUUUCCCGCGUCUUGGUCUUAGACGUCGAAGCCUUCGCCGCCGGCCAGGGGCACUCCGACUCGGGUAACCACAACGCCCGCGGCGCGCUCGUCAAACACCACUACCACGCCAGCAACUGGCCCUCCAAACACCCGCGCUACGCACACCCCGUGUACGGCGAGGUCGAGAGAUGUAAUUGGGACUUGGCCUGCGUGCAGAAGUGGGAUCACGACGUCGAAGCUUACAAGUCUCUUUCCAUUGAAGAACAAAAUAAAAUCAAGGAGUUGAGGAGGAUAGAACUCGAAAAACAGCGCGAGCAGCAACUGAAGGAACAGGAGCAGGCGAUCAGGCUGGAGCAAUUUGGCGAGGCGGUGAGGAAGGCGGAGGAGGAGCAGAAGAGACGGGAUGAGUUGGAACGGGAGAUGAAAGAGAGGAUGAGGGUCGAGGAUCAGGCGCUGAAGCCGCUGCAUCCGGAGCAGGCCGGUAGUGACGAGAAGAAAGAGGGCGAGGGCUUGAUUAUGUUUGGGGGACGGCCGGUGCCGGGGCAGGAGAAGAAGCCGCAGGAGAAGGAGCAGCACCAGGCGGAUGGUGAGGAGAAGCGAAAGGAGCAGAAUGGGCAGCAGCCGGUGUUUGGGGAGCCGGCGCCUGCUCAGGGGCCUUUUGGCGGGCUGUGA